AUGAAUAAAGGGGUAAUAGUAGGAACUGUAGUCUUGGGUGGUGGUGGACAUACGCAAGAAAUGCUUGAAGUGCUUAAAGUAGCGCCAUUUGAGCUGGAACGUUUGAAUGUGAUUGUUUCGGCCGGAGAUACGCAAUCAGUGGCCAAACUUAAUCGGGCAGGAAUUAGUAAGCAAAUAGUAGUUUAUGAAAUACCUCGACCAAAUGAAGUCCUACAAGGUUACUCAGUUGUUCGCAUAAUUAAGUCAUUGUUUGUUUCAUUUCGGGUAGUACUGGGUAUAUCCGGUGAGUUUUUGCUUUGUAAUGGCCCGGGUCUUUGCGUACCAGUCUGUUGGUUGCACCGCCUGAUGAAGCCACGUACGCCAAUCUGGUACAUUGAGAGUUUAACCCGACUUAAAACAUUAUCUUUGACCGGUAAAUUAGUCCAAUGGAUUAGUAGUGUAUUUAUUGUUCAGAGCUUACAGCUAGCCCGAUCGCAGUGGCCCAGACGAGUCUACCACCCAGUAUUUAAGAUGGAUAAAUCAACAUAG
Molecule: messenger RNA, 528 nt
Organism: Nematocida homosporus
Lineage: Eukaryota; Fungi; Microsporidia
Product: beta-1,4-N-acetylglucosaminyltransferase
Exons: 1
Coding region: 1-528 (175 amino acids)
Biological process (GO): dolichol-linked oligosaccharide biosynthetic process
Cellular component (GO): UDP-N-acetylglucosamine transferase complex
Source: RefSeq, a predicted model, not a curated record